UUGUACGUUAUCUGAAUGGAUGUUGUGUUUUGCUGCAGCUCUUAGAAGAAAUGAUGAGGCUGCAAACAUACGCGGGACUGAGUUUAGUUGGUGCACUAGCGAUUAUUUAUCAUGCUUUUAAUACCAGAGGCCAAUUUUACCCAGCAAUGGCGUAUUUAUCGACCUCCAAGAUCAGUCUGGUUCUUCUCCUGAACAUGGGUCUGGUCAUCAUGUGCAUCUUGUGGCAGUUAACUAAAAAGGUGUUCCUUGGUUCACUCCGGGAAGCGGAGGUUGAGAGGCUGAAUGAACAGUCUUGGAGGGAGGUUAUGGAAAUCCUCUUUGCUAUCACAAUCUUUCGACAGGAUUUUUCUGUUACUUUUCUUGCAAUGGUCACUGCUCUCCUGUUGAUUAAGGCUUUGCACUGGUUGGCUCAAAAGAGGGUUGAGUACAUUGAGACAACCCCAUCGGUUCCCAUGCUUUCUCACAUUCGGAUCGUUUCUUUUUUGGGGUUUCUUCUCCUUCUGGAUAGUCUCUUCCUGUACAGUUCCUUAAAGUAUUUGAUACAGACAUGGCAAUCUUCUGUUUCACUCUUCUUUGCGUUUGAGUACAUGAUACUAGCAACAACAACGGUGUCUACAUUUGUGAAAUAUGUUUUCUAUGUCAGUGACAUGUUGAUGGAAGGACAAUGGGAGAGAAAGGCUGUCUAUACGUUCUACUUGGAACUUAUUCGUGACUUGCUUCACUUGUCUAUGUAUCUGUGCUUCUUCCUUGUGAUUUUCAUGAACUAUGGUGUGCCAUUGCACUUAAUUCGAGAACUCUAUGAGACCUUCCGCAACUUCAAGGUUCGAGUUUCUGAUUAUAUUCGAUAUCGUAAAAUCACUUCAAAUAUGAAUGACCGUUUCCCAGAUGCGACACCUGAAGAGCUGAAUGCAGGUGAUGUGACAUGCAUUAUUUGUCGUGAGGAGAUGGUGACAGCAAAAAAGCUCCUUUGUGGACACUUUUUUCAUGUGCAUUGCCUCCGGUCAUGGUUAGAGCGGCAACAUACUUGCCCUACAUGCAGAGCACUUGUUGUUCCUCCUGAAAAUGGGACAACUGCAUCUGGGGGGCAACAUGGAGUCAGGUCUGAAGUUCAUCAGCAAGGUAAAACUUUUGGCUCUUGGCUGUUUUCAUUUAUUUUUCAUGUUUAUAACUUGUAAGCGCAUUGGUUUGUU
Telopea speciosissima is the source of this 1190-nucleotide messenger RNA. RefSeq names its product ERAD-associated E3 ubiquitin-protein ligase HRD1A-like. The record is from RefSeq and is a predicted model, not a curated record. NCBI's taxonomy places the organism in Eukaryota, Viridiplantae, Streptophyta, Magnoliopsida, Proteales, Proteaceae. The coding region runs from base 51 to 1175 and encodes 374 amino acids. The transcript is spliced from 4 exons.